Molecule: messenger RNA, 1897 nt
Organism: Fragaria vesca subsp. vesca
Lineage: Eukaryota; Viridiplantae; Streptophyta; Magnoliopsida; Rosales; Rosaceae
Exons: 7
Coding region: 24-1634 (536 amino acids)
Source: RefSeq, a predicted model, not a curated record
CGCGGAGAAAAUCCAGCGCAAAAAUGGGAGCGUCAUCUUCGUCGGAGCAGUCGGUACCGAUCGAGCAACGAGAAGCCGAAUCCCUAGCCGCCUCCACCGGAGCUCUCUCCACGCUCCAGAAGUGUUUCUCUAACCUCGCCGAUCCUCAGUCCGGCGCUAUCCCCACCGACGCUCUUCAGCAAUGCUUUCGUUUAAGUUACGAGAAUCCGGUGACCGGAGCUUUUGAAAUUCCGGAUUCUUUUCCGGCGGUGCUGGAUCAGCUUGGAUCGUGCGUAGUGGACUUGUUUUUCGUAUCGGAGAAAGGUGGAGUGAGUUGGAUUGAGCUUGUUAGAGGCUAUAAUAGGUGUUGUGCUAGAAAGCCUUUGUCUAUGUGUGUUACUAGUUUGCUUAGAGUUUUUACUGUGACGCUUAAGAAAGCUGGAUUGAAUUGUAAUUUGGAAUUUGAGACUGGUGAUAAUGAUUGUAAGAUUAGCGGGUGGCUUAUGCCUAUGGAUGUGGCUAUGCUUCUUUGGAUGUGUUGGGGGAUGUCUUGGUGUUGUAGGAGUAGAGAGUUUUCGAAAGAGAAGGGGAGUCUGUGUCUGCCGGAUGUUAAGCAUAUUGUGUUAUCGGCUGUUGAGUCGUGCGGUGAAGGUGAUAGCGGAUUGAAUGUGUGGGAGUGUGAGGUUUCGGGUUUAGAGGUGCAACUUCCUGUGGGGAAGUUUGUUAGUUGGGUUAUGAAGACAGUGUCUAGUCUCCCUGGUUGUUUUACAGAGUUUGUGUAUGCUGUGCUCAAACAUUCUGCUUCUGAAGAGGCUAGACUGGAAUGUUCGACUUCAUCAGCUGCAGAUAGUUCGUCAACUGGGGCAUGCAGUUCUGAUCUUUUGUCCCCUGGAAUAGCAUGGGCUAUUUCACUCACACUAAUGGGCCCGCUAAGUGAAGAAAUAUCAAGGGCAUGCUUCCCUACUGAUGCAAAUGCAAUAAACAAUGAUCUACUUUACAGGUCGCAUCUUCAUGGGAGAGGGUUGAACAGGUUCUGGUCUAAUGUUCAAGGUUACCAAGGUCCACUGCUUGUUCUGAUUUCUGCAACCUCAGAAGAUGGUAGUGCCAACAAAAGAAAUUGGAUUAUAGGUGCUCUCACACAUCAAGGAUUUGAGAAUAGGGAUCUCUUCUAUGGAAGUUCAGGAAGUCUAUAUGCUCUAAGUCCAGUCUUUCAUAUGUAUCCACCCACUGGAAAGGAAAGGAACUAUGUGUAUAGCCAUCUCCAUCCCACUGGCAAGGUGUACGAGGCGAAACCGAAGCCUGUUGGUAUAGGAUUUGGUGGAAGUAUCGGAAAUGAGAGAAUUUAUGUGGAUGAAGAUUUUUCUAAGGUCACCAUUCGCCAUCAUGCAACUGACAAAACUUAUCAGUCUGGCUCCCUCUUUCCUGAUCAGGGCUUCCUACCUGUCGAAGCUUUGAUCACAGAAGUUGAAAUUUGGGGACUUGGUGGGAGAGGCGCAAAGGAGGUGCAAGAUUCAUAUAAGAAUAGGGAACAACUUUUCACUGAGCAAAGGCGAAAGGUUGACUUGAAAACAUUUGCAAACUGGGAGGAUUCACCUGAAAAGAUGUUGAUGGACAUGAUCUCCAACCCCAAUGUAAUUCGCCGGGAAGACCGCUAAAUGGCACCGUGUCUGUGAUCUGUAUUUUACUUUUUGGCUGGUCAAAAUGUAACUUGUAUUUACAACAAAGAGAUCGAUCUUGUUGGGCAAAUGAGGAUAGCGUUGUAUAAUGUAUAUCAAUGGAUAAUGUGUGUAAAGAAACUCAAUGGCGUGUCUAUAAACAGUUGCAUGUUGCAAUUACAGCUUAUAUGCUUUUACAUAACUCAUUGUAUUUGACCAAUCAAGGUGAUCUCAUCCUCUGAAAUAACACGACGGCACAAAUC